Molecule: messenger RNA, 2595 nt
Organism: Entamoeba invadens IP1
Lineage: Eukaryota; Evosea; Mastigamoebida; Endamoebidae
Product: DNA repair/transcription protein met18/mms19, putative
Exons: 1
Coding region: 1-2595 (864 amino acids)
Biological process (GO): iron-sulfur cluster assembly
Cellular component (GO): cytosolic [4Fe-4S] assembly targeting complex
Source: RefSeq, a predicted model, not a curated record
AUGGAUAUCAAAACCCAAUUCAUUGAUUUUAUCAACUCCGCCGCUCCACUUUCCGACGCGACCAACAUCGUUCACAAACUUGUCACACCAACAUACACUACUAAUAACUUAGUUGCCGACUUGAAAGAUGUGUUGUCUUCCGAAGAUGACCGUCUCCGUUUCCGAGCAACCACAGUUUUGUCUUCUUCUUUAAGAACUAAGCCAUUAUCACCAGAGAGUAAACAAGUGUUUAUCGAUUACUUGUCUUCACGACUGAUCGACGUGGACUGCUUAACGCCGAUAUUAGAGGCUUUACUCUUCUUAGUGGACACUCCUUUAUCUCAAGAUAUCGAACAAGAAAUAUUGGAGUGUUUCUCUGCACUCAAAACCCAAUUACUUCCCAAAGAGACACGAGUUCUCUUAUAUACACUUUUUAGAAAUUUGGCGUCCACGUCCCAUAACCCAGAUAUGGUGCAAGCCGCAGUCGCACUAGUUGAACUUGAAAGAGACCCCGAGUGCCUCUUACUAACAUUUGAUAUCAUCAAAACCGUAUCAGCUAAUAACGAAAUAGAUGCAGAAACAGCUCCACUUCUUUUCGAUUGCUCUUCUGCGUAUUUCCCGAUAUUGUACCCCCCACGAGGGGACGAGGAGUUGCGUCUUAAACUGACGGACUUGAUAUUAGAAGGUUUUACGUCAAAUGAAAUUUUUGCGCAAUUGGCCGUUCCAUUCUUGUUAGACAAACUCGACGCGGACUUGUCGAGUAUUAAACUGGAAGCGUUGAGAGCCAUUUUAUAUUGUUUACACCAUUAUAAAGAAGAUGUUGUGUGUGGCUAUUACGAGCAAAUAUGGGAUGUCAUUGAACUGAAUAUCUCCACUGCUGGUGUAGUGGAAAUCAAUGACACUGCUUUUGAAAUCACGGCACUGGUAUGCAACGCAGAGAAGAAGAUAUCAGGCCCAAUUUUGGAGUUAAUAAAGAAGUUCAUCUUCCGAAUGAUGGGAGAAAAGGAUGAGAUCAUUAUCGCCUUUGUCAAUGGACUCAUCUCGGAGUUGACACGGUCAUGUGAAGCGUUCUAUGAAAUGUUUGCGAAGAGCUAUUUGAAGUGUUUCCACGACCAACUUGAAGAGUCAUUGGCUGGACCUAAAGAGCAAUUUGAAAGAGAAUUAAAAGUCGUCAGAUUGUUAUAUCAACGCGCUGUAGAGGGUAAACCAUUAUACGAUGAAAUGAAAGGACAAAAAGUGUGGGAUUUACAUAUCAUAGCUACACCGAGUCACCCUUGUUUCAUAAGUUUAUUAGACUUGGAUGUAUCUUUUGGAAUGCUUAAUCUUAUCGGCGAACACAAACUCGAGACGUACAAAUUGGUUGUUGAAACUGCGAUUGAAAGACCUGAAGAUAUCAUUGAGAUAUUACAAAGACUUUUUGAAAGGGAAGAAAGAACGAUGAUGGAGUUGAUGAGUGUCGAUUGUGUCAUCCAAAGUUUAGAAUUGGUGACGGGGAUUGGGGCGCAUAGUCCACUGCUCUUUGGAGAAAUACUCAAACAAAUACCUCAAUUAAAAAGUAGCCAAUAUGUACCAGUUUUACAGUCACUUCUCUCCGAUGCUAUCCCAGAGAAUUGUCUUGAUAAAUACGUUGAAUCGAUUGUUCCUGUCUUUGAAGUAAUAACACAGGGGGAAGUGUCUCCCCUCUUUCCAGUUUUAAUGAAUAGGGUAUCACGAUUACAUUUGGUGCUUGGAGAGAAGAGACUCACUCACUUGCAAAAUGCCAUUUUCAGUGCAUUGGAACACUCCCCGCGACUCAUUUUAGUCCUCCCAAGUGUGUUACAAAAAGGUAUUCCGAACACGUUGUACAUAUACUUGAAUAACGUGAAGUGCGUCGACAAAGACACACGAGCGAUUUAUGCGUUGUUGAGUAGUUACAACAGUGAGUCCAUUCCAGAAGCCUUAAAGGACGAAGAAGAGUAUUUUGAGGGAUACAAAAGUGUUUUUGAGUUGGAGCAAGACAAGGAGCCGGUGGUAGUCUUAAAGUUCGUCGACCGACUUUGCCGCAACGAGAAAAAGGCGGUCGAGUGUUUGAAGGAAGUCUCUGUUUUUUGGACAUUAGACAAAGCCAGUGACGAGAAAUGGAAGAAGAAACUCUUUGAUUUGACAUACAACAAGUACACAGCAGCACAUAAAAUCGAAAAUGUCGAAGAAGCGCACACUUUGAUAUUAUUAUUCUCUUUACUCCCAACAGAAGACUUGAUGGUAUAUGAAGAAACAUUCUUGAAAAUAUUCAAAAUCAUUUGUGUGAAAGAAAGUAGUGUCGAUGCUAUUGAUACCGUCGUCGUUUUGUUGUAUAACAUUCUGCCAACUGUUUCUAAAUACCCGAUGUCACUCGUGGAGAGUCAACUCGAAGAUAUCAUCGACCGCAUAUUCAAUGUGUUGUACAUCAAAGAAUCAACAAUCAAAUUUAGAUGCGACUUGAUCGAUCUCUUGACUCGAAUUAGAAUCAAUUAUGGGAGUGAUGUAGUUGAGCCAUACAAAAAGAAUGUACUUAAGAAAUUGUAUUCACCUCUCGACGAUAACAAAAGAAACGUCAGACAGUCCGCAGCGAACUGUAGAAAUAUUUGGGGAGUUUAA